CCAUGACAGGAAGAUGAAAAUCUUGAACACAUUGGAAAAACCAGUAUACCUAGAUAAGUUCACAAAGCUUAUCUUUUCCUAUGCUGAACAUGUUUCAAGUGCCAAGUUCCAAGAAAUUGUGGAAUAUCUCCAUAAGUGUGCUGAGGACUUCAGAGAAGCAACAAGACUUGAUGCACGGAGGCAAUUUUUUAUUGACCUAUUCCAAGUUUGUGAUCGUGGCAAGGUUGGUGUCUUGAAUAGAAAAAAAAUACUGUCCCUGCUGAGACACUUCUAUGACAGAAGGUCCACGAGUCAUAAGUUGCAACUCUGGAACCCCAGAGAAUGGCCAAUAAUUGAGCUGCAAGAUAUUAAUCUUAUUGAUUUCUGGGGAAGCCUUGAUGGCCAGGAAGUUUGUGAGGAAGCCAGUGUAAGUUUGAUCUGGUCUGAAACGGAAAUUUCUGAGACAGAGAAUUUAGAAUAUGAAUCUGUAGAUGAUGAUAGGCAAGAGACUGACAGAAUGAGCACCAGUGUUACAGAAGGAGCUGUUGAAGAAAAGGACAUGAGUGAAACUGAGACUGGAGGAAUUUCCAAGGAGGAAAAUGAAGCAGCAGAGCCAAGUGUUCCUGAAGUGAGCAAGGAAGGUGAGGAUGCCAUUUCAGCAGUGGACAGCACUGGCCUUGAAGCUGCUGAUUUGGAUGGAGAGCCUGGAUCUGGAAAAUCAGAGGAAGCCAUCCUGGGUAGUGAGCCUGAGACAGAAACGAAAGCAGAAGAAGGUUAUACCUCAGACAGGGAACCUGGAUCAGAAGGGCACGUGAGUCGAGAGGGCAGUGGAGUUACAGGAGCGUCACAUGAAGGUACAAGCACAGGAGCCUCAGGAGAGGGAGCUGUGACAGACACAGAUGCCACUGAUUCCCAACAGGCUAUGAAAGAAACCUCUGCAAGCGAGAGCCAGUCUGACCAACAGACAACCUCAGAGACAAGACUGCAUGACCAGGACUCAGCUUCCAGUGUGGCAGAGAUUCAGGACCAUCAGGAUCCUUGCAGCUUUGCUGCAAGCUGCCUCACCCUGCCACAGUUUGUACAGCUCAUGGACAAUUUUGUUGGUGAAGACAUUUCUCUGCAUACUUUGAAGAGGCUUAUUGCAUUUAUGAAAAGAGAAUUCAAACAGACAGCAGAGGAAAAAAUUAAACAACGAGAAAAAAUUCACCGCUUCUCUCACGUGGCCCAAAGGAAACAUCUUUUGGAGGCACUGUUUGAAAAGUGGGACAGUAAAGCAUGUGGGUCCCUGGACCUGGAAGAGGUGAUUACUGUUCUGAGCACAUUCAAGGGACACAAGGGAAAAGAGGCCUUGAUGGAGGCAAAGGAAGAGAUUUGCUCCCGAUACCCACAGCUCAGUAAAGUGGGGAAGAUAACCCCAAAGGCAUUCCAGAUUUUCCUUGAAUUAAUUGCUUCCAAGUUCACUGGCAAUGAGGAUGAAACUAUGGAUAACUUGGUGAGUUUCCUGACCACAAGUGUGGAACAAAGUCACAUCAAGAGCUUACAAAGCUCAGCCAGGAGGAAAUGGCUGCAGGAUAUCCAGAAAGCGGCUGAGACCAGCGGAACAAACAUGGAACCAGUGUACAAAGCAGUGAUCAAGGCCCUGUACCAGGACAUGGAAGCCCACGGGAAUAACAAGACAAUCAGUGCAUACAUUGCCCUUUUGGAGGAGAACCAGCUCUCCCCAGAGCAGGGCCAGGUUCUCCUGCGCUACAUGGCCUGCACCGCAGACAAUGCUCCCUACAUCCUCAACAGAGUACUGCACAGAGAGAUGAAAGGAAUCAGCUUUGCAGUGAUUGACCAGGGAAAGCCAAUCUAUGUUCCAAGAGUUCAGCACCACGGAAACAUCCACUUCUGGAGCUCUGAUGACCCUGAGGAGGAGAAGAAAGGUUCCCUCCUGGUGCUGCCCCUGCAUGAUACUCAUUGGAGAGUUUUUGGCAUUCUAGGACUUGACACUCUUUGGGACCAGACUCAUACAUCCAUCUUUCUGACCCAUGAGAUCACUUUCUAUGAGGGAGUUUGCCAUGCAUUCAGCAAAGCCUACCACCACAUCUGCAUGAGGGAACAUGUCCUCCAAGUGGCUGUCACUGCUCUGGACUGGCUGUAUCCCAGGACACCCAGCAUCCACUCUGUCACCAUCUAUCUGGUGGAACCUGGCACAGACAAGAACUAUGUUCUGUGCAAGAUGAUCACUACAGAUAACACAGGACAAAAGGAAAUCCACAAGUCUCCCGUUGUUCUCCUCAGAGAGGAAAACAUCCUCAGAGGUUACCUGUUCAAGUGCACAGACAGUUCAGAGGUCACUCUCACUUCUAUCUAUGGAGAACACCACAUUGCAGUACCCCUCCAUGACCUAGCAAGACACACUCUCGGCAUAUUUGAUAUCAGCAUCGGCGAGAACAAGAAAUUGCCACCUCAGGAACAGAAAGACCUGCAGAAAAUGCUAAAGAUGGCCCAAGCUGCCUGCUCAGAGAUCCUGCAGAGGUUUCUAGAGGAAAGAGAACCAACACAAGUGCUGGAGGCAGAACAUGUGACAAAUGUGAGGCACGCAGGGAUUCUGUUCCACCGGUUCAUGCUGCAGGAUCUGCGUGAGUGUGUCCUGAAACUCGGUGCUGAGAGCUUUGAUGGAAUAAAGAGCUGGGCAGAACCCCCAGCUCUGGUAUACGAGGUGCUUAAGGCAGUGCUGCUGCUUUUGCAUCCAGACUGGAAGGGCUCACAGGACACUGAGUGCUGGACUCACUGUAAAAUGAAACUCGAUGACAAUUUGAUUCAGGAGAUUUAUUGCUUUGAUCCAACUGCUUCAUCUGUGCAAGUUGAAGCAGAGCUGCUGCUGGACCUCAUCACUGGUUUCCCUCAAGCAGCAGAGUGGCAGCAGUUCUCUCUUCCAACCCAAUACCUGUACCAGUGGCUUCACACCUGCCUGGCGCUCAUGGAGAUCACAAAGACCCAACACGCUGAACAAAACCAUCCUUAGCCCCU
Zonotrichia leucophrys gambelii is the source of this 2994-nucleotide messenger RNA. RefSeq names its product EF-hand calcium-binding domain-containing protein 5-like. The transcript is spliced from 15 exons. Lineage: Eukaryota; Metazoa; Chordata; Aves; Passeriformes; Passerellidae. The record is from RefSeq and is a predicted model, not a curated record. The coding region runs from base 14 to 2989 and encodes 991 amino acids. Gene Ontology annotation, molecular function: calcium ion binding.